Saprolegnia parasitica CBS 223.65 is the source of this 510-nucleotide messenger RNA. RefSeq lists its product as hypothetical. Bases 1 to 510 code for a protein of 169 amino acids. The transcript is spliced from 6 exons. The record is from RefSeq and is a predicted model, not a curated record. Lineage: Eukaryota; Oomycota; Saprolegniomycetes; Saprolegniales; Saprolegniaceae.
AUGACGCCGGACGAGCAGGCCAUCGUGCUUGAAAUUGCGCAGGACCCGUCGAUGCUAGCAUUUCACGAAGACGACGCGGCCGUCUGCGAGCUUCUUCGCAGCAUCUGCAGACUGGUCGAUGACGUCAUUGCUUCGGCGUCCGAGCCCGUGCGCGUCGAGUCCGAGACAACCCCGUUGGAAGCGCCAUUGACUGCUGCGAUGCCAACCGCCACAAGCCCGCCAGGGACUGAGCCGCUGCUCGCAGUAGCUACGCCCGCAGGUGUGACCGAGACGAACGAUGCAGUGCCGGUUGUGGAACUCAAGCGCAUCAAGUUUACGCAGAAACUCAUGAAGCGUGUCAUGAACGAUGACGAGCUCAUGGGCCUCAUGGCCGAGCCCGUCGUGACCGAGUUCUUUGAAGAGUUUUCCGAGGACAUGUCCAAGACACCAACGAUCACGUUUGCUGGGCACGAGACGGCGGUCAUUGCCUUUUACAAGCGCCUCCUCCAACUCAGCGGUGUCCACUUUUGA